Molecule: messenger RNA, 4101 nt
Organism: Geosmithia morbida
Lineage: Eukaryota; Fungi; Ascomycota; Sordariomycetes; Hypocreales; Bionectriaceae
Product: ABC-type branched-chain amino acid transport system, ATPase component
Exons: 2
Coding region: 1-4101 (1366 amino acids)
Cellular component (GO): membrane
Molecular function (GO): ABC-type transporter activity; ATP binding; ATP hydrolysis activity
Source: RefSeq, a predicted model, not a curated record
AUGGCCGCGUGCCCGGGGUCCUCGCCACGAUACUGGAGUGACGGUAGCGACAACGUCAUCAAUAUGGACGACAAACCCAGCUCCGUAGACGAACCAUCCGCGCCCAAACCUACGGCCGACGCUUUGACUAACCGAUUCUCGCUCUCCGGCGCCGGCAACAUUUCUCUCGACGAUGUCGAGUCCGUCCAUGUGCGUAUUCGCGAUCUCGCCGUCUCCGUCGACACGGCCCCGUCAUGGCUCGAACCUGCCACAUACCCAGACCUCAUGUCCUCCAAAUUCAACACGUCGCCUCGCAUCAAGACGCUUCUGCACUCAGUAACUGCCGACCUGAGCUCCGGGACCCUUACGGCCAUCAUCGGCGGUAGCGGUUCCGGCAAGACGACUCUGUUGAACACAAUGGCAGAACGUGUCGCAAGUUCCCGGGUCGCUCAGACUGGCAGUAUCACCUUCAACAAUGCCGAGGGCAUCCACUCCGUUCGCCAUGCCUAUGUCAUGCAACAAGACAUCUUGCUGCCCACCCUCACUGUCCGUGAGACCCUACAGUAUGCCGCCGAUUUGCGCCUUCCGCCGGCCACCACUGCCGAGGAUCGUCUUCGUGUAGUCGAAGAUGUCAUCCGGGAGCUUGGACUCAAGGAAUGUGCAAACACGAGGAUAGGAAACGGCCAGCAUCGUGGCUGCUCCGGUGGCGAGAAGCGUCGUGUCAGCAUUGGUGUCCAGCUACUCGCUAACCCCUCGGUACUCUUCCUCGACGAGCCCACAACUGGCCUUGAUGCAACUAGUGCCUUCCAACUUGUCCGCACGCUCAAGAAGCUGGCCCAAAAGGGCCGCACCGUCAUCACUACCAUCCACCAGCCACGCUCCGAGAUCUGGGACCUCUUCGACAACCUCGCUGUGCUCUCCAAGGGCAGCCCCGUCUAUUCGGGUUCCAUUGUCGACUGCCUCCCAUGGUUUGGGGGCCUUGGCUUCCAGAUUCCUCCAUUCGUCAACCCCGCAGAAUUCGUUAUUGACAUUGCUGCCAUCGACAACCGGACACCCGAGCUGGAGGAAGAGAGCACCACUCGCGUACAGAAGCUCAAGGACGCUUGGGUUCCCGAGAGCGCCCGCAGGUACGCGGCAAUCGAUGAUGAGGCGGCGCCGACUGCGGCUGGUGACACGGCGCACCGUGGCUCCAGUGCACAGAGUCAUGCCGGCUUUGCCCGCCAGCUGUCUGUUCUGACCAACAGAACCCUCAAGGUGACGUAUAGGGACCCCCUUGGCAUGACUGCAUCCAUAUUCGAGGCCGUCAUCAUGGGCAUCAUCUGUGGGUACCUGUUCUACGACCUAUCUCGCGACCAAGCCGGCAUUCGUUCCCGCCAGGGAGCUCUGUACACAGCCGCCGGCCUCCAGGGCUACCUGAUGCUCAUCUUCGAGGUUUACCGCAUGACCAUUGACAUUGCCACUUUCGACCGCGAGUCGUCAGAAAACUGCGUUGAUGCACUGCCCUAUAUUCUCUCUAGGCGUCUUGCUAGACUCCCUACCGAGGACUUCCCCGUCCCGCUGCUUUACUCGGUCAUCUUCUACUUCAUGUCCGGCUUUGAUAGGGAGGCGUCGAAAUUCUUCACCUUCUUCGCCAUUACCCUGCUCAAUCACUACAUUGCCAUGACGUGCGCUAUAACGUGUGUGGCUGCCUCAAGACAUUUUGCGGGGGCCAGUCUCAUAGCCAAUCUGGUAUACACUCUGCAGAGCAUGGCUUGCGGCAUGUUUAUCCAGAUCGACACUAUUCCCGUGUAUGUGCGAUGGUUGAGAUGGAUUACGUAUUCGUUCUAUGCUUUCGGCGCAUAUUGUGGAAACGAAUUCCAAGACAGCUUCUAUGACUGCCCUGUGCCUGGAGGGGCUUCCGAUCCCAGCUGCAAGCAGUAUACGGGCUCCUUCAUCAUGGAUUCCCUCGGCUUCCCUCCCGACUGGGUCUGGCGCCCCAUUGUUAUUCUCGUGGCCUUCAUCUUUUUCUUCCUCAUCCUCGCUACCAUCGGGCUUCAGUAUGUCAAGGUGGAAAUGACAAUAGCCCGGGCUCGCACCUCGGAUACCGACCUGUCAGCAGGCAAGGAGAAGAUGUCCACCCACCCUGCCGCUGAGAUCCGUGCCAUCGAUCUUGGGCUGCAGGGAUUCUCAUUAGAUCUCGACAAGCGGACCAGCCGAGGAAAGAGGCUGCCGCGCAAGAGGAUCUUAAACCCGAUCAAUGCAACAUUUCAGGCUGGCAUGCUCAACGUCAUCAUGGGCCCGUCUGGCAGUGGCAAGACGUCCCUGCUCAAUGCCACGGCUCUGAGACUGCGCAACUCGGUCGGAACCAAAUAUCUUCCCUCUGGAAAACUGACUUUCAACGGAGCUGUGCCUUCCGACACCGUAAUCCGGUCCGUAUGCUCGUACGUCUGCCAGGAUGACGAUGCCCUUCUUCCGUCGUUGACAGUCCGUGAGACUCUGCGCUUUUCGGCUGGUCUGCGUCUCCCUUCCUUUAUGUCCAAGGAGGAGAAGAAUCGACGCGCAGAGGAGGUAUUGAUGAAGAUGGGACUGAAAGACUGCGCGGAUAACCUUGUUGGAAAUGAGAUGGUCAAGGGUAUCUCUGGAGGAGAGAAGCGCCGCGUGUCCAUUGCGAUCCAGGUGCUGACGGACCCACGUAUACUGCUACUCGAUGAGCCCACAUCCGGACUCGACGCCUUCACGGCAAACUCCAUCAUGGAAGUGCUCCAGGGGCUUGCCAAGGAGGGCCGCACCUUAAUUCUUACUAUUCAUCAGGCCCGCUCCGAUCUUUUUACACAUUUUGGGAACGUCCUCCUCCUCGCACGCGGUGGCUCACUCGUCUAUGCUGGUGCGGCCGAAAAAAUGAUUGGAUACUUUUCUCGACAAGGACUCGAGUGCCCACAGCACAGCAACCCAGCUGACUUUGCUCUCGACAUGAUUACGAUUGAUCUGCAGCAAGACCAGAGAGAAGCAGAGAGCAGAGAGCGCGUCCAGAAACUCGUCGACCGAUGGGAGACCCACGGAAGUGCGGGGGCAGAUACCGCGAAGACGACAUCAGACAAUAUUCACGAGACGGAGACGACGGGCAGCACUGACGAUCCGGAUAUUUCCAUGGUAGAAAAGUCUGAUGCGAUGCCCCUGUCCACACUGCCCGUUUUGUCGAUGCCCCCACGCAAAUCUUUCAACAGGGCCAGUCUAUCAAGCCCAGCGGAGCUGGGUGCUCUCGUACGCAAGCGAGCGUCUCUUGGGACAGCACUGCCGCUGCUCCUACAUCGUGCCGCCAUCAACACAAUCCGACAGCCAGAGGUUAUCGUGGGGCGCCUCAUGCAGAUCAUCGGGCUUGCCAUUAUCCUGGCCCUUUUCUUUGCCCCGCUGCACAACGAUUACUACUCGGUACAGAGCCGUAUCGGGUUCGUGCAAGAGGUCGGCGCCUUUUACUUUGUUGGAAUGCUGCAGAACAUGGCCGUUUACCCUAACGAGCGCGAUGUGUUCUACCGCGAGGACGAUGACGGCGUAUAUGGGGUCGAGGCUUUCAUUGCAUGCUACACCUUGAUCGAGGUGCCCCUGACAAUUAUUAGCUGCCUGGUGUUCGGCGUGCUGGGCGCUAUUGCUGUUGGCCUGCCGCGAACGGUGACCAUGUACUUCACGACGGUGUUUGCGUGCUUUGGCAUCGUUUCGUGCGGCGAGAGCCUGGGGAUCAUGUUCAACACGGUAAUGCCGCACACGGGCUUCGCCAUCAACGUCAUGGGAAUUUUCUUGUCGGUGGCCAACAGCAUGGCAGGUAUCCUGUCCAUCGACAUGCCCGACCUAUUCAAGGCUUUCAACUACCUGUCACCCAUCCGGUACGGGACGCGAGCAAUGGGCCCCUACUCGCUGCGUGGUGUUGAGUUUACCUGCAAUGACGAGCAGAGGCUCCCCAACGGCCGAUGCCCCAUAGAAACGGGUGAGGACGUGCUGAAGCUGUAUAGAUUCGACGUGGACCCGGUAGUCAACAUUGCUGCCUUGGCUGGGUGUAUCGUCGUCUAUCGGCUGUUAGCAUGGGCGUUGCUCAGAGUGGUCAGGGGACGCUGGAGGGAGAAGAUGCAGUCCGGGAAGAGCAGGGAGUGA